GCGCCCAGAUCACUUCCCAUAUCACACACCCUAAUCCAUCCCAUUCCCAUCGAAGAGUUCAUCAAGUGAGCAAGCAACACUUGAUAGCUUCCAACUAAAUCAAAGCUGUAGAAUUCUACUACUCCGCUAGUCACACACAUCAGAUGGCGUUCGCGCUCAAGGCGUCCCCUUCCACCUCGUCCUCGGCCGCGCUCAGCCAUCGGACACGGCGCGUAGUUUGCAACAUGUCCACGGCCACGCCCAGGCCGACGAGGCUCGUCCUCAGUGCGCCACCGCCGCCAGGGUUCUCCGUGGUAGCUACGGUUGCCAUUGCCGACGAGCGAACAAGCCGCCGCCGCCAGAUGUCCGUGGCGCAGACCAUGGCCAGGCUCAAGGCGCAGGGCAAGACGGCGUUCAUCCCGCGCAUCACGGCGGGGGACCCGGACUUGGUCACGACGGCAGAGGCGCUGAGGCUGCUGGACUCCAUCGGCGCCGACGUCAUCGAGGUCGGCAUGCCGUUCUCGGACCCCUACGCCGAUGGCCCGGUGAUCCAGGCGUCCGCGGCGCGGGCGCUGGCAGGUGGGGCCACGAUCGACGCGGUCAUGGACAUGCUGAGAGAGGUCACGCCGGAGCUGUCCUGCCCCGCCGUGCUCGUCUCCUACCUGGGCCCCGUCGUCCGGCGCGGGGCCGACAGCUUCACCGCCGCCGUCAGAGACGCCGGCGUGCAAGGGCUUAUGAUACGUGAUCUCCCUUACGCAGAGGCAUGCGGUUUCAGGGCUGCAGCCAGCCAGAACGACCUGGAACUGGUGCUACUUACAACGCCAGCUACACCAGCAGGGAGAAUGACUGAUAUCACGAAAGCUUCAGAAGGUUUUGUUUACCUUGUAAGUGUCAAUGGAGUUACAGGUCCGCGAGCAACUGUGAACUUGCGUGUCAAGGGUCUUCUGAAUGAGAUCAAGCUGGUCACUGACAAAGCAGUGGUAGUUGGAUUUGGCAUAUCAACACCUGACCAUGUUAGACAGGUUGCAGAGUGGGGUGCCGAUGGAGUAAUCAUCGGCAGCGCAAUGGUGAAGCAACUGGGUGAAGCAGCUUCUGCAAGAGAAGGGUUGAAGAAACUGGAGCAGUAUGCUAAAAGCCUGAAGGCUGCCCUGUCGUGAGAUAUGUGAACUAUUAAGAUCGGUUAAUUAACUGGAUCGCCAAGAUGUAAAUACAUAAAGGCACGGUUGAUUAGCUACACCUACAGGCUGGUUUUUAGUAGUCAAAAUAAGAAUGUACUUGUAGAAGCAAAUGGAGCACCCUGUUAUUUUCGUAUGGGCAGAAGACCCUGGCUAGCUUUGGAGCCAAAUCUCCCCCUGCUGUUGUGAUCAUGGUUUACUUUGGAAGGUGGGGAAAUAUCCAGUGAAAACACUUAUCCGGUGAAAACCUGAAAACUAUCUCUGUCAACCGUUGGAUCGAGAAUGUAUGGCUCAGAUUGAAGGUGGGAUUGGAACCAGCCACUUAAA
Messenger RNA from Brachypodium distachyon (stiff brome), 1481 nucleotides. Its product is annotated as tryptophan synthase alpha chain. NCBI's taxonomy places the organism in Eukaryota, Viridiplantae, Streptophyta, Magnoliopsida, Poales, Poaceae. The record is from RefSeq and is a predicted model, not a curated record. Gene Ontology annotation, molecular function: tryptophan synthase activity. Gene Ontology annotation, cellular component: chloroplast; cytosol. The transcript has 6 exons. Gene Ontology annotation, biological process: L-tryptophan biosynthetic process. The coding region runs from base 144 to 1136 and encodes 330 amino acids.